Molecule: messenger RNA, 3916 nt
Organism: Annulohypoxylon truncatum
Lineage: Eukaryota; Fungi; Ascomycota; Sordariomycetes; Xylariales; Hypoxylaceae
Product: WD40 repeat-like protein
Exons: 4
Coding region: 41-3523 (1160 amino acids)
Biological process (GO): TOR signaling; regulation of actin cytoskeleton organization
Cellular component (GO): TORC1 complex; TORC2 complex
Molecular function (GO): protein binding
Source: RefSeq, a predicted model, not a curated record
GUAUGAUUUUAAAACGUUAUGAGUGGGGACAACAUGCAUUAUGGCCGUGAACGCGUCGAGCGUAUUAUCGAAGCGUAAAAAAGUUAUCGACUUGACUGGCGACGAUGUUAACGAAGAAAGUGAUGUUAUCACUCGAAAGAAGUCUGACUUACAAUUAUCUGCAAAACGGUUGAACCAGCAUUCAAGCUCGACUCAUGGCCAUCGUUCGAAAGCGAAGUCAAACGGAGUCUCGAUCACCAGCACAUCACCGAGUGCUCCCAUAUCGAAGCGCAGCGAGUCAAGCUUUCCUAUAAGGCCAUCUAGCCAGCAUAACCAUCCUUCACCAUCCUUACCAUCGCCCUUCUCCAGCCAAGCUCAGGAACACCCGUCAAAGCGGCGAAAGAUACAACACGGUGCUAGUCGUAGAGCAGCGUCGUCCUCGUCCUCGUCUUCGACCAACACGAAAGCCUUAACAAAAUGUUUACAAACUCAGGUGUUCCCACACCUUGAACGUGCCACGAAGAAACUUGAUCAAAAUGUCUACGAUGUCGAGAAGCUCGGUGGGAGGAUUAUCGGCAGAGUUGCCAACAAAGAAUUUGAACGUCAUUUCCAUGAUGGCAAUGGCAGGCUGGCCCCUGACGUGGAAGCCUCCGUGAUAAUACAAAUCCACGACCUAGUAAUAGAGUUUACAAAGGGAAAUGAAUUUCGACGUUAUCCUGCUACUGUAGUACCGGCACCAAAACCCAUAGCUGAGCCUAAGACACAUAUCACAACCUCAGUUCUACCUUCUAUCGAGCACCCGGUAAACGAUUUCCCGCUCAACAGAAGUAGCGGGCACGAGGAAUGUGGUAGAGAAGGACACUUUCGAGGUGAUAUGGACACUCAAGAAUCUAGCCUACAGCAUGUCCAGGCAUCGCCCCGAGUCCCGCUGAAGAAGAAGCCACCACAUUCACCACAGCAGCAACGGACAAGAACAAAGGCAACAGAGUGGCAGUCAGGUAGAAGUUAUGAAUUCAAAAGGGACGGGUCACCAUUACAGAUGAAAAACCGGUGGUUCGGCCUAUCUUCAAGGCCAUAUCUACCUGCUGAGGAACGGCAGCUGAUUGCGACGGGCGUAGGCAAAGGCCGGAGAUUCCACCUUGAGGAUGACGAGCUACGCCAGCCAAGUGUGUAUCACGUCGACUUCAGCGACGAAGAAGUUAAUUUUAUGAGAUACCUCGCAAGAUCAUUAUACGGCAGACCAUCUCGCGGCCAGAGGUCAGACUCAGAAGACCUACGUCGUAUACUAAAAAAGUCUGACACCGACGCUUUAACAACUCGUAUCGUCGACGUUCAUCGUCACAGAUAUAUCAAUUUCCAACAUCCUCCUCUAUCCUUACUACAGCGUUCCCCAGAUGAUAUCCAGAAUUUCCUACAUGAUCUAUACCACAAGCAGGUUGACGAGAAUCCGAAAUUGUUAUUUCUCGAACGAGACGACGGGAAUUCUCAAUAUGAUACCGCGAGGACAACCGCGUUGCCGUCGUUGUUAAUGGCAAGAGAGGUCGUCGGCAACCGCCUCGGAGCUACUAGACGCUACGUAAACUUCAAUACAGCGUUCAAGUGCAAUAGAGAAGAUUAUCUCGAGCCAAAGGUCGAGUGGACCAACUGUGCCGGUGAUAUCAUGACUAUUGCCUGGACUCCGGAUUCUACCCACUUCGUCUGUGGCACAACCACACACUCGGACUCUCAUAACCAGCAGUACAAUAAACCCGGAAACCUUCUAUUCGGUUCCGUGGCGGAGAAUACCUUGCAAGCGUAUCCUGAUCACCGAAUCCCUCGCCCUCUUGUUGAGCAUGGCGAUAAUGCUUUACCAUCGAUGAGAGAAUCGCAAGAUCCCUGGCUUUACACUUCGGUAGUUUCGUCGGACUAUGAUCCCACGACCGGUUGGCUAUUCACUUCAAGUUUCGAUCACACAGUCAAGGUCUGGUGCCCUACGACGACAAACAAAAGCGGCAUGGCCCUUCGCCAUACUUGGGAGCACGAGGGACGCGUCAAUUUUGUGGUGACAAACAAAUGUGAAACCAUCAGCAAGGUAGCCACAGCCGCUGAUGUUCCUGAGAAUGCGGUACGGGUCUACCGUGCAUCAUCGGGUGGAGACCCUUCAGAAUAUAAUUACGACGAGUUGACUUGCAAACGAGUCCACGGUGAAGACUACGUACCUUCAAACAAGUGGGCUUACUUCCCGUCAGCGAUCCGCUGGGGAGUAGAAUCAAGCGUGAACCACCUUCUCUUAGUCGGCUACUCUCCGCGAAGCCUCAACGGCGACGAUAACGAUAUACCGGAAGACAAGCUCAAAACAGGAGAGCUUUGCCUCUGGGAUACGAAUACCAAUACCGAAGUCAAAGUGAACAGCGCCGCGACCUCGAACGUCUUCGAGGUGGUGUGGCAUCCAUCUCGGCCGAGUUUUGCCGCGGCAACCUCGGCGUCCCUGAAUUCGGAAAAGAUCGAGGAACAUAUCCGAACUCAGAUCCGCCUCUUUGAGCCGAACGAGACCGGGCAAUAUGGCGUGGUGAAAACACUUGACUGCCCGGCUAUCGAUAUCAAUGAAAUUCUAAUCAGACCCAACAGUAUUCUGUACUCGUACAUCGCUGCUGGGUGUACCGAUGGCAAGGUCUACAUCUGGGACUCGGCGAGGAGCGAGGACGACGAUCCUAUGUGCGUCCUCAAACAUGGCGACCCAGUCGAGGAAAUCAUCGGAGACAGAGAACAAGAAGAUGUAGGGGUCAAAUUCAUAGCUUGGGCCACGACGACCGACCGUCUAUACACCGGCUCAUCCGACGGUGUUGUAAAGGUGUGGAACAUACGACACGGGAAGGGGGUCUUGGUGAGGGACCUCAUCGAAGUAGCAGCACCCAUCACAGCCGGCACUUUCUCUCCAGAUUUCAACAAACUACUCAUCGGAGACGGCAGCGGACGCGUCUACCUCAUGGAUGUGGACAGCGACAAGGAGGACGGCCAGAAUCAGAACCAAGCCCAUCCAGCCGCCCUCUCAUCGGGCUUCUUAAACCUGCAGCUCGGCGGGCAGCAACGUGCCAUCCGUCGCCCUCGCCCAUUUAUCCCGCACCCCACGCCCCCACCUCCAGAUUCGGCUGGGGAGCUCGAGGCAGAAGCCCAGAUCGGACAGCAAACAGCCAAAGCCUAUCUCGACAAAUCAGAGCUUGUCCUGCACCCCGACCCCACCAUCGGCGCCGUCCAGGGGCCCGCGUACGCCGAAACGAACCUCUUCCGCGUCGAAGCCCACCUCUACGGGGACGUGGAAGCCCCGCUGCUAGCCGCGUUCGAGGCCCGGCAGCGCGCGAACCAGGGCUUUGCGCGGAAGACUCGGUUCGCGAGGCAGAGAGGGGCGAAGGACUUGGAUGUGGGCGAGAUCGCGCGCCACAGGCAUAGGCUGAACUUGUCGAAGGAUGCGGGGGUGAGGCUGGACGAGCAGACGAGGAGGGUGCUGGAGAGGGAGAAGGCGGAGAUUGAGCUUGAUUGGAGGGAUUUGGAUUAUGAGGAUGAUUGAGUUGAGUGAGGAGGAUGGGAGAAAUGAAGAAAAAGAAAGAAAAGAUUGGGUUUGAGGGUUUGGAAGAUUAAGAAUGGGUGUGAGAGGGAGAGGGAGAGUGAGAAUGAGAAUGAGCAAAGGAGAGGAAAGAAAGAAAGAAAGAAAGAGACUGGAAGUGUUUGUGCGUCGGUUUGUUAUAGCCAUUGCUGUUGCUGUUGCUGUAGCUUGAUGAACGGAGAAGAACGGAUAGGUACUUAUUAUUAAUUCAUGGUGUGUUUGUUUAAACCUCGGAUUGGAAUCGUAAGAGAACUUUCCAAGUGAGAUGUCAAGUUCUAUGAUGUGAAUGGUAUAUUGAUCCUUCACUAUGUUGGUUUGGAUAAGCUAGAGAGGUAUAAGGAUGUGAUGUAUAAAUGU